This is a messenger RNA of Hevea brasiliensis (rubber tree), 1884 nucleotides long. RefSeq lists its product as uncharacterized. NCBI's taxonomy places the organism in Eukaryota, Viridiplantae, Streptophyta, Magnoliopsida, Malpighiales, Euphorbiaceae. The transcript is spliced from 2 exons. Bases 1 to 1884 code for a protein of 627 amino acids. The record is from RefSeq and is a predicted model, not a curated record.
AUGACUGCCGCUGAAGUGACAGUUCCAAGUGCAGAACUUUUUCAGAGUGAUAAUAAUAUGAACCAUAAUUUAGUGUUUGAUGUUGCCGGUCCCCAAUUUCAAAAUAUGGCUUCAGAUGCUCCUUCUCCGGAUAUUGCAUUUGAGAAUAUGGAAGAACCACCCAAUCCAAAUGCACAAAAAUUUUAUGACAUGUUAAAUGCUGCUGAAGAGGAAUUGUGCCCUGGUUGUGAAAGACAUUCGCAAUUAUCAGCUGUAGCUUGUAUGUUAAAUAUUAAGUCAGAGCAUCAUUUGUCUGAGAAAUGCUACGAUGCAAUUGUGAAUUUCAUUAGGGAAAUAUUACCCGAUGAUAAUCAAUUUAUUGACAGUUUCUAUAAGACAAAGAAACUUAUACGUGGGUUAGGUCUACCAAUUGAGAAAAUUGAUUGUUGCAAGCUUGGUUGCAUGAUUUAUUGGGGGGAAGAUAUCAAUUUAACAAAAUGCAAAUUUUGUGGGCAGACAAGAUACAAGUCUCAAAGUGGGACAGAGAAGGAAAGAGUACCAAGUAAGAGAACGUAUUAUUUUCCUCUGACACCAAGGCUUCAGAGACUUUAUGCUUCUGAGGCAACAGCUGCACACAUGCGAUGGCAUGAUGAGCAUAACAUGGAAGACGAUGUCAUGUGUCAUCCAUCUGAUUCUGAGGCAUGGAAGCACUUUAACCGUACCCAUUCACUGUUUGCAAGUGAAAGUCAAAAUGUUAGACUUCUGUGUACUGAUGUAAUAAUACUUGGACCGCAAAAUCCCAAGCAACGAUUAGAUGUUUAUUUGCAACCACUAAUUACUGAAUUAACUCAGUUGUGGGAAGUGGGGGUGCAGACGUAUGAUGUAUCUAAGAAGCAAAAUUUCCAAAUGAGGGCUGCUUUGAUGUGGACAAUUAGUGAUUUUCCUGCAUAUUCAAUGCUCUCCGGGUGGAGCACUGCAGGGAGAUUAGCAUGUCCAUACUGCAUGGAUCACUCAGAUGCAUUUUCACUGAGUCAUGGAGGGAAAAUUAGUUGGUUUGACAAUCAUCGUAAGUUUCUUCCAGAUAACCAUCCAUUUAGACGGAAUAGGGUAAAUUUCCUUAAAGGAAAAGUAUGCAUGUCUGAGUCUCCUCCAAUUUUAAGCAGUGAAGACACUUUUUUGCAAAUAAAAGAUUUAGGACUGAGGAGAGUAAUAGAUAGUGAUGGUGAAGCGGUUAAUUCAGUGAUAGCUAGAAACACUAGUUGGCGAAAAAAGAGCAUAUUUUGGAAUUUACCAUAUUGGUCUUCUAAUCUCAUACAUCAUAAUUUAGAUGUCAUGCAUAUCAAGAAAAAUGUCUUUGAGAAUACAUUCAAUACAGUGAUGAAUAUAGAAGGAAAAACGAAGGAUAAUGCAAAAGCUAGGGAAGAUGUGGCACAUUUAUGUCGUAAAAAAGAAUUGGAGAGAAAUUUGCAAACGGAUAAAUAUCCAAAGGCAUGUUAUGUUCUUGAUAAACAGCAGAAGCAAGUUUUAUGUGAGUGGGUGAAAAACCUUAAGUUUCCAGAUGGUUAUGUGUCUAACAUGGGAAGGUGCAUUGAUAUGCAUAAGUACAAGCUUUUUGGCAUGAAAAGUCACGAUUGUCAUGUAUUUAUGCAGAGGUUAUUACCCAUUGCAUUUCGUGAGCUCCUUCCAAAUACAGUUUGGCAACCAUUGACCGAGUUGAGCUUUUUUUUCAAACAUCUUACUUCUACAAAUAUUAAGGUUCAAGAUAUGGAGCAUUUGGAAUUAGAAAUUCCCAUUAUUAUUUGCAAAUUAGAGCGCAUAUUUCCUCUUGCCUUCUUUGACUCAAUGGAGCAUCUUCCCAUCCAUUUUCCAUAUGAAGCAAAAAUUGCAGGCCCAGUACAAUAUUGA